Frieseomelitta varia is the source of this 1548-nucleotide messenger RNA. RefSeq names its product U3 small nucleolar RNA-interacting protein 2 (gene U3-55K). NCBI's taxonomy places the organism in Eukaryota, Metazoa, Arthropoda, Insecta, Hymenoptera, Apidae. The coding region runs from base 104 to 1471 and encodes 455 amino acids. The transcript has 8 exons. Gene Ontology annotation, molecular function: snoRNA binding; protein binding. Gene Ontology annotation, cellular component: small-subunit processome. The record is from RefSeq and is a predicted model, not a curated record.
UUUCUUGAUUAUAUUGUUGGUAGUGCUUGUUUAUAGAAAACACUCCACGUGAUUGAAACAGGUUAAAAUUCAAUUGAAAUUUAAGUAAAAGUCCAUUAUAAUUAUGUCAUUUUUUAUUCGGAAUAAACAAAGUAGUGGAGGAAUUAAAAGAAAGUUUAAUAAUCACACACACAUUAACACAAAGAAAAAGAAGAACGUGCAUAAAUCUAUACCUGAUGAUAAUGAAAGUAUUGCUAGUACAGAUGAAGAACUUGCAGAAGAGAAUCAGAGAAAUGAGGAAUAUGAAAGCGAAGAAGAAGAAGAAACUCCUCAGGAGAAGCGUGUAAGACUUGCAAAGAAAUAUCUUCAACAAAUUGAAGAAGAAGAAAAAGACAGAGCAGAAUUUGAAGAAGGGGCAGUAACAAGAAGAUUACAUGAGGAAUAUUUAGAAGAAAGAGGAAAAUUAAGAAAAACUAUCGCUUCAAAUUAUGUCAAUUAUAAUGAACCAAUUUUUCUGAAAUGUAAAGAACAUAAAAGUUCAAUUACAUGUUUAUGUCUCUCUAGUAAUGGAAAAUUUUUAUAUUCUGGUUCAAAGGAUGGUGGUUUAGUGAAAUGGUCUUUAAAGGAUAGAACGAAAUUAGAAACCGUUAAAGGAAAAAAGAAGUCACAGGAUGGGAUGAAAUGUGUACAAUGUUUAACAAUUAGUACUGAUGGUAAAUUUUUGGUAGCAGGAGAUAGUGGUUCAAAAUAUAUUCUAGUAUUUUGUGGAAAUACUUUAAAACAUAUAAAAAACUUACAGGGCCAUAGAGAUAGUGUUACUAGUUUAGUUUUUCGUAAAGAUACACAUACUUUAUAUUCUGGUUCUGCAGACAGAAGUGUUAAAGUAUGGAAUUUAGACGAUAUGGCAUAUGUUGAAUCUUUAUUUGGACAUCAAAAUGGUAUUACGUCGAUUGACGCGCUUGCGCGAGAACGCGCUAUCACUAGCGGCGGUUUCGACGGAACGAUUCGAAUUUGGAAAAUUGUAGAAGAAUCGCAACUUAUAUUCAAUGGGCAUAGUGGUAGCAUUGAUUUCGUGAAACUUAUAAACGAAGAACAUUUUCUUAGUUGUGGAGACGAUGGACAAUUAUGCGUUUGGGGUUGUUUAAAGAAAAAGCCUUUGUGUUCAGUAUUGGACGCACAUGGAAGAGAUGAAAGUAAUAAUCAACCAAUGUGGAUUUCGAGUAUAGCUACUUUACUCAAUACAGAUCUAGUCGCAUCAGGAUCACGGAAUGGCAGUAUCAAAUUGUGGCAAUGCGGCGACGUCUUCAAAUCAUUAAAUCCAUUAUUUUCGAUUCAUCUAACUGGGUUUGUAAAUGCGUUAUGUUUUACUCCGGAUGGCACUCAACUUAUUGCUGGAAUUGGUCAAGAACACAGGCUUGGGAGAUGGUGGCGCGUACCAAAAGCAAAAAAUGCUAUUGUUAUAAUACCAUUAAUUCAAACAAAAACUAAAUAGCUUGUAUUAAGUUAUGAAGAAGAAAUGAAUUAUACAAUUGUAAAUUAAAUUUAACUCAUAAAAUAAAUAUAUAAUUA